Paramisgurnus dabryanus is the source of this 1312-nucleotide messenger RNA. It is a transcript of the gene chtf8, whose product is annotated as CTF8, chromosome transmission fidelity factor 8 homolog (S. cerevisiae). Gene Ontology annotation, biological process: mitotic sister chromatid cohesion. Gene Ontology annotation, cellular component: Ctf18 RFC-like complex. NCBI's taxonomy places the organism in Eukaryota, Metazoa, Chordata, Actinopteri, Cypriniformes, Cobitidae. The record is from RefSeq and is a predicted model, not a curated record.
GAAACGUGCAGGUGGGCGCGUGCAGCAGGUGACGCUAAUUAUGGGUCCUCCGAAGGUUAGACCGUCUCAUUUCAGUUCUCUUCGCGAACUUCUGAGGCUUCCACCUUGAAAUGCUCAUAAGGUUGCAGCCCUUGAAUUGGGACACAGCUUAUGACCGAAACACAAACAUCGUGGACAAAUCUUGAGCGACCUCUAGUGUGUAACAACAUAAAUAAAAGCCAACCUGCACUUUGUUGUGGACUUUUAUUUUGAAACGUAAUUUCAGCUGGCGCGAAACUUGUGUGUCUGUGGAAGAUCAUGAGCAACUACACAAGUCUAUCUGACAAUUGAGACGUUCAUUAAAACACGAGUGAUUUGUGUGAAUUCUGAAUCCUGAUUCAACGAAUCGGAUACAAGGAUGGUUCAAAUAAUCAUCUCAAAUGGUGCUGGUGAGGGCCCCGCUGAAUGGCUUCUGGUGGAACUGCAGGGUGAAAUGGUGUCAAGGCACAACUCUGGACUAGCGGGACACCUGAUGGGCGACCUUCACUACACUAAAGAGGGUGUUCCAAUCCUAAUAGUUGGACAUCACAUUCUCUACGGCAAGCAAGUUAAACUCGAGAAGCCCUUUGCUGUUCUGAUGAAGCAAUCUGGUGCCUCUCAAGAUGCUGAGGAAAGCAUGGAAACCAACCAAGACAGACCAACUUCUUACACAGUCUCAGCCCUCAUCAAAAAGAAACUUAUCUUUAAAACCCGGCCCAAGCCCAUCAUCACUAAUGUGCCAAAGAAAGUGUAGACAACGGCCAGAAAACACAGACAAAUCAACCACAGAGACACUUGGACAGUUUGUUUGCUCUUUUGCUGCAUAUUUAUAUGCAGUGAAGUCUGAUUAUAUAAAAAUAUGCUUAUAUUACUAUGGAUGAAUACUAUAUAGCUAUAGUGUUUAAGGUAGCUAUGUUCCAGUGACUGUAUGCAAGUGAAAAAUUAAAUUGCAUGGUGGAUUUAUUGUUAAAAUAUGCUGUUGCAUUUGUUAUUGAGAACAAAGUUCCUGUUGUUUACUGUGUGAAAUGUUAAAUGGAUCCUCUGAUGAUAAUGAACAAAAAACUACACAUUUUAAAUCAAAGUUUUAUUGUCUCAAAACAUUUACAAGUGUUUGCAAAAAUACAAAGACAUGGCCAGACUUAAGGUAUCCCUUCAGACAUACUGUACUUAAGAAUAGACAUAAAUACAUAAAACAUUAUUGAUAUCAUUUAUUAUCCUAAAAGACCAUGAUGAUCAUUUUAGGUAUUAUAUUAUGUACUAGUGACGCCCACAAUAAAUGGCGUUUAAUGUUUCA